Molecule: messenger RNA, 2332 nt
Organism: Thamnophis elegans (Western terrestrial garter snake)
Lineage: Eukaryota; Metazoa; Chordata; Lepidosauria; Squamata; Natricidae
Gene: CUZD1
Product: CUB and zona pellucida like domains 1
Exons: 8
Coding region: 1-1791 (596 amino acids)
Cellular component (GO): membrane; cell surface
Source: RefSeq, a predicted model, not a curated record
AUGGCAGCCACCAAUGAAGCCUAUUUUGGGGAAGGCACCGGCAACAUCCUCCUAGAAAAUGUUCAGUGCAAAGGGAAUGAAUCAUCUAUAGAAGAGUGCGCCCAUUCAGGCUGGGGAAUUCAUCGUUGUGGCCACAAGGAAGACGCUGGUGUCAUUUGCUCAGAACGGAAUACAACAUGUGUGAAAACACUGACAAAAAGUUUUCAAGCAAUACCAAUUCAACUCAACGCAAAUGAAAAUUGCAUCUGGGAAAUAAAGGGAGAAAGCGAUACAAAUCAAACCAUUCGACUAAUUUUUUCUUACAUUGAAUUUAGCCCACUGUCCUCAUGUGACGAAGAAUACAUUGAAAUAUAUGAUGGUCCCUCAACUAAUUCAUCUGUCAUAGGAAAAAUAUGUCGUACUAAAGAAUCAGCAUUUCACUCAUCAGCUUCGGCUUUAACAUUUCGCAUAUCAACAGCUUCCACGAAUUUUACACGAAAGAUCUAUGCGCUUUAUUACUAUAUUUCACCAGAUACACCCAGAUGUGGAGGUUACCUUACUGGCCCAGAAGGAACAUUCACCAGCCCGAAUUACCCAAAGAAACAUCAACCCAUGACAUAUUGUGUCUGGCAUAUAGAAACAAAACCAUAUACCCAAAUAAAUUUAAUUUUCAAGGACAUACUGAUAGAAAUGGAUGAGAACUGCAGAUUUGAUUUUGUCGCCAUUUUUGAUGGUCCAACGUCCGAUUCUCCUUUAAUCAAAAAAGUGUGCGGUUAUUUAACGCCAACAUUUAAGUCUUCAUCUAACGCUAUGACAAUUGUGCUGUCUACGGACUAUGCUAAUUCUUACCGGGGGAUUUCAGCUCGCUACACAACUACACCAAUAUCACAACCGAACACAUCCCUCAGUUGUUCUUCAGACAGGAUGACAAUUACUCUCAGCGACUUUUACUUGGCUUCUCUCAACUAUAAUGCAAGUUUCUUAUAUCUGAAUGACCAAACUUGCAAGCCUAUUUCCUACAAUCCAGUGGUAUUUUCUUUUCCAAUCAACAGCUGUGGAACAAUUAAAAAGACUGAAGGUCAAAGCAUCACCUACAGCAAUAUUGUAACUGCCUUGCCAGCGGGCGUUAUAAUCACCCACCAAAAGAAAGUUGAAAUUGUUGCAAAAUGUAUAAUGGAAAACAAUUCAACGGUAGAAGUUGUGUAUGUAACAGAAAGUGAACAUUUAGACAACACAACGGCUGUAGGUAGAUACAAUCUCAGCAUGUCGUUCUAUGAAACAGACUCCUUCUCCAAACCCAUAGUUGAAACUCCCUACUUUGUCGACUUGAACCAAAUGCUCUAUGCACAGAUCAGCCUACAUUCCAGUGAUCCAAAUCUGGUAGUAUUUGUGGAUACUUGCACUGCAUCUCCAGAUCUUAAUUCUAAAUCACCAAAAUAUGAUUUAGUUAGAACUGGAUGCACUAAGGACGAUUCUUUUAUGGCCUAUCCCAUCCUUGAGCAUUAUGGAAGAUUUAGGUUCAGAUCCUUCAGAUUUCUAAAACAUUACCCAUCAGUUUAUCUUCACUGUGAAGUUUUAAUUUGCGACAGCAAGAAUUCUAAUUCUCGCUGCACCAAAGGUUGCAUUUCUAGGCAUAAGAGAGGGAUUUCCUCCUACAAAUGGAAAGGCGAUGCAGUGAUUGGACCCCUCAGACUGAAAGGAGAAGAAAGUUCCAUGGAUCGAUCAGGUGAGAAUGUUUUCUUGGAACUGACUACAUUAGUAGAUUUAACAGGUUUCAUUGGCAACCGUUUAAGAGCACCUUCAGUAUUAUAAAUAGCAAGCAAAUCAUGCUACCAUUGAACUGCAGACAAGCAGAACUGCCAGUACUCCAUCUCUAGCCAAUCAAUCAAAAUACUGGUUAAAAAAAGGAAUUUUUUAGCCAACAAUUUUCAAGAUUUUAUUUUAAAAGUAUUGUUCCAUGAUUUUGGAAUUUGCAAAGACCUCGUAACCUCCUUUUGUCUUCUGUUUUGUUUUUUUUAUAUUCAGCCAUUUCUAGUGAGGUUUAUCCAGAAGGAAGUCUUAAUGCACAGCCCCAAAUCCUAUAUAUCCUUGCAUUCGUUGUGUUGGCCGCAAACACAGUACUCCUGGUUGGUCUAGCAGCAAAGCGGCUCAUCGCUCGAGAAACCGGAUACAGAUACCAGAAACUGAGUCACUAACAAGGAUCUUCAUCUGACUGUUUCACAUCUACAGAGAUAUGAAUGGAAUGUUCUGUUGUCUUUCCAUGAUUUUUCUCUUAAAAGGACAAUUUCAAUUAAAAUAAAUGAAUUAAACAGCAUUAAACUCAUCUGGAAGGGAAAUAGCCAAAUACAAAACA